UAGAGCAGGUCAGCAUGUGGAGAACAGGAGGCGGUGCAAAAUGGGAGCUAGGGAGAGUGUUACACGGCAAGUGAACUGUGAAACCUGCCACUGGUCAGUGCGGAAGGGCUUUCUAUUGAGGGAGAAUGCAAAGACGUGAUUUGGACCAUCCAUGCAAACCAGCAACAUGAUUAUCGCGACGCAUUGUCUAUUCACUGAUGUAGGGGGUCAAGGAUACCGGGAUGAUUUAUGAAUUAGGUGUGUAUCUAUCUGUAGCUAACCAUACAAUUUUCUCUCUCUCUCUCGCAGUUGGAACUCCGUGAGAAAUAGAGAUGCGCUCAUUAAAGGAAACGGGUAUCAAACAGACAUCCGGAAAACGCAUCCACGUGCCACGGCUGCCUCGCAUGAUGUCAAUAUGUUUUAACAAUACAAAGGAUUCCUUCAAGGACCUCGAUUGAGAUAUCGCAUAUGUGCGCUUGUCAUGGGUGCGUCGACACGGUUAUUUUGCUCUGAUCCAUAUGGUUUUGGAGUGCACUUAUGCAAUGAGACAACCGGGAAUUAAUAAGUAGGACUAGCCUGCAUUGAUACAUAUUCCGACAAUAUGGCUGAUCAGAGUAACAUCCAGUCUGCUGCUUCCAAAAGCAUCCGGCCAUUCAAGUCCAGCGAGGAAUACCUGUAUGCCAUGAAGGAGGACCUGGCCGAGUGGUUUAACACGCUGUAUGACCUGGAUAUAACAGCGGACACCUUUAUGGAAGGGCUGGAGACUGGCUGUGCCCUCUGUCGGCAUGCCAACAACGUGAAUCGCGCAGCGCUGGACUUCCAGAUGGAGUACCCGGAGGCUGCACAGUCAUUGAGGAUGCCAACCAAGGAUGUGGUUUUUCAGUCGCGCAACGUGGUCCCUGGGUCGUUUUUGGCUCGGGACAACGUGUCCAAUUUCAUCGGCUGGUGUCGUCAGGAGCUCUGGAUCAAGGACGUUCUGAUGUUCGAGACCAACGACAUAGUGGAGAAAUGCAACGAGAAGAACUUUGUGCUGUGCCUGCUGGAGGUGGCGCGGCGCGGGGCCAAGUUCGGCAUGCUGGCCCCGAUGCUGAUCCAGCUGGAGGAGGAGAUCGAGGAGGAGAUCCGGGACCAGGAGAACCUGGGGGAGCCCAGUCCAAGCCUACUUCCAAUAAGCAGGGCUUUCGUUUGUAAGGAGAGUGUGGUUGAUGAACCCGAGCCUGCCCCCUAUGCACAUUGGCAACAGAAACAGAGGGUGCUGUGUGACAUGAGAAACUUAGAUGAGUUGGUGCGGGAGAUCCUGGGCCGCUGCUCCUGCCCCGCCCAGUUCCCAAUGACCAAGGUGUCUGAGGGGAAGUACAAAGUGGGAGACUCCAGCGCUCUGAUCUUCAUACGGGUCCUACGUACUCAUGUGAUGGUGCGUGUGGGCGGGGGAUGGGACACAUUAGAACACUAUCUGGACAAGCAUGAUCCCUGCCGCUGUGCUGCCUUUGCUCACCGGUAUCACCAGGCCAAAGCCAGCGGGCAGGGUUCCCACAGCAAGUCCUCUAGCGCCCACUCCUCCCGCUCCACCAGCCCAGGCCCACACUGGCGUAAUGAGGGCAUUGCCCCCUAUAAGCCGCCUGACAGACGCUCCCAGGGCUUGGAGCCUCCGUGUGCCCCCUGUGCCCCCUCCUCCACCCGGCCUGGCCGCUCCCACCACCCCUCCCUCCCCACGGAGCUCGACUCCAACACAGGACGCACCCCCCUACUACCACGACCACCGCGGGACCGCUCAGAACCCCGUCACUUCAACCCUCUCAGGUUUAAUGACUCGUCAUUGAUGACAGUGACCCGCCGUCUAUCAGGGGACAGCGACUCCUCUACAGCCUCCUCUAAGGGAGGAGGAGGAGGGGGAGGGGGAGGCCGCUCAUCUCUGGGAGGCACCCGUCGCUCCGGAGAGGAGGUGGUCCUGCUGGUCAACAGGAAGGAGGGGAAGCAUUUGAUCAAAAGGCCUGGAGGAGGAGGUCAGAUCCCAGCCCUGUGCCCCCCAAUGCCCCGCGCACGCAGCCACUCCCGGGAACGCCCUGCCCCUGCCGCCAUCCUCAAACCCAGCCCCCCACAGGGCCCCUCUGACGGGCUCAGGACCAGUCGUGGGGACAGGGGCCGCUCUCUGGGGCCCGAAGGCCCCCGCAGGGUCCAGGCCUCGCGCUCCCACAGCCAGGGGAAGAUGCCCAGCCGGAGUCAGACCAGCGAUGCCAGCCAUGGAUCCUCUCCCCGUCACGGGGCCUCUCAGCCCCCAUCCUCUGACAGACGAGAGGAGCUGAGGGCCAAACAACUGCCCCCCGCCUCCCCCAGAAUCAGUGGAGGUUUUUCCAGGAGACAAUCGUCCUCCUGCUCUAAUUCACCUAUCAAAGGGCUUCAGAGCAGCAGCCCCAGUAAGAAGACUAUGGUGGCUCCCAGGCCCCCCGCUCCACGCUCCCCCUCGGUAGGGAAGAGUAGGCUGCUGCCCCCAGUCUCCCAGGCAGGCCGACGCUCUCCUCACUCCUCUUCCCCCCGCUCCUCUCACCACCAUGGGCGUGGACCCCGCUCCCCUCGAACCUCCCACGGCCCUCGCUCCAAUGGGCAUGGCCACAGGGGGUUGGCCGGCUCUGAGCGACAGGAACCCGAGGAGGAGGGGCUAGGUUAUAACUUCCAGAUGCUGCCCAAUCUGGACCCCCAGAAGGAGCAGGACCUGUACCGCAGCUUUGAGGCUGAGUUCCUGGCUAACACAGGGCAGGGGCCCAGUAGACCCACAGGGGGGGGCACCCUUCAGCUGCCCACCUCCUCACACCCACAGCAGGGGGUUGGGACUCAAAUCCUCCGCACACCUGCCUCUGCUGACCCUAACGUUACUGACUCGGCCUACUCCUCCUCCAAUUCCUCCACCUCCUCACUCAACGUGGGGGGGAAGGUAGGAGCUCUGCCUGACCUCCGGGAGUCCAAGAGAACUAACUCACAUUUCUGUGGAGGACUAGAGGAUACCCUGGCCCCACUGCAUGGCCAUAGCCCGGGCGGAUUAUCUAAUGGUGGGCACACAGAACCAGAGCGCUGGAGCGGGCGAGGUGGAGGUCUCAGGAAGCUCCCUGCCAUCUCCAGUUCCAUGGAGGAAGGGGAGCUCCUGUCCUCCUUUCCUGGCCGGAAAGACUCAGUACUGGGCAUACCUCUCAGCCAUACCCCCUCCCAACUUCCUUUUAACCCCAGGAGCAUGAAUGGGGGCCAUGUCAGUGGUGCUCCAGGAGAGGUGCUGAUGGAGAGCCAGCAGGGUCAGCUGGGCUGGGGCUCAGGGCCUGAGGGAGAUGUACCUCUGGAGGAUCGCCAACCAAGCUUCCCCUACGACCUGGAGGAUGGAGACCCCAACGAUGACCUCCCUCCCCCAGAGUCUUGUCCCUCACCCAUCCCCCUGCCCCCCUCUAAGGACUGCUCCUUCCAGGAAGACUCCUCCAGUGAGAGCUCCUCCAUGUGCUUCAGCCUGAGUGAAUCACGCUCAGAGUCCUCUCCUCCACCUCCUUCCCUAGCCAAUAGGGAUGCUGUUGAUGGGAGUGUGGUCCUCCGGCCCAAGAGGGCAGGGAAGAAGGCUGACAGGGUGCCCUCCAUUUACAAGCUCAAGCUGAGGCCCCGGAUCAGACCCCGUACAGACAACCGGCCAGAGAACAGCCCGUCACGUAUCCCCACCCCAGUCAGCUACAGAGACCUGCAGGCCGGGGGCAACCUCACCCCCCUCCACACCCCCACUCCACCACAGUCCCCUCAGAGCUCACAUUCCAACGGCCACCCAGCCUCACGCAAGGCCCUGCACCAGGCCUUCGGCGACCUAAUCCACCCCCAGUCAUGCUCCCCCGCCAUGGGCAGCACCUACUCCGUACAGUCAGGGAGUGGCCUGGACACUGAGGCCUGGAUGUAGCACACAACUAACUAAUCAUGAUGAUGCUGAUACAGAACAAUUUGUUGUCAAAUGAAAAGACUGGGCUACAGACUAUUUUUUAUACAGCAUGUCAGUUGCACACUCACUCUUUUUGUCACUUAGGCCCUUUCCUGUCUAUAAUGGUCAGGGUUUCACUAUCCCAUUCUAUUCUUUGCACUCGAAACCUAGUUAUUUAUUACCAAAGGAUUGAUCCAGAAUCUAAGGCUAUUGUUUAAGUUGAAUGGUUUCUUUGUAAUUAUGGGGAUGUUUUGAUCAAUCAUAAAGUGUCUAAUACAAGACAGGCAGCUGUCUUGAAAGCCCCAUGUUUUGCUGCCACCAUAGAGAGAGAGAGAACAUAUGUGGUGUCUUAUGCAUCGCUGAGGGGCAUGAAGAAGUGCCAGGACUGAGGAAGAGGAAAGAACCCCAGGUAGGAGCAGUAAAUCACUAGCAUCAUCAAGUCAACCUACUGACUCCCUCUAGUGGACAGUGUAUGCUACAGCAUCUAUGUCUGCUUUAAUUGUCAAAAUACUGGUGUGGAGAGAUACUUUCUUGCUCAUCUCCAUACUGCCACUCACGCUCUGCUAGUUACCCCCUUCUGUGGACAUCUUUACAGAUCUAAUCUGUAUUGGACUCGUAUAUAAAAACAAUACUCUACAAUACUUUACUGUACAAUGUUCACAAAUAACAGUCCUUUGGACUUUAUACACUACAUAUUCUAUAUGUGCACUACUACUCACCUUCUGCCACCAGCUCCCUGCAUCCUGACUUGUUCAUUGCCAAACAUGUAUGAUGUCACUUUCUCACUGCCAAUCCACAUGGCCAUGAUUGAGUGAUGUCUGGUUUUUGAGCUUUUAGUGUGAAAAUAUACAAAGUAGGAUUUUUCACAUUAUUUUCUGUGUUAACUGCAGUCUGGGGUAAGAGUAAAAUGAUUAUGUGUCAUUGUCACUGAAACAGCAAUGUUGAAUAUUUCCAAUGAUCAAGAGUUAUCUGAACUUGGAAAUCAACACUAAAAUAUGUGUACAAAAGUGGAUGAAUGUGCAUAAACGUGUACAUGUAUACUUGCAUAAAGAUGUGGCUAUAGUGUAUAUAACAAAUGUAUUAUGAAAUGUGUAAAUAUUCGCUGUAUGGGGUUCUAUGCUGCCUUAGCUAUGCAAUAUUGCUGUUGGAAAUGCCUUGACAAUUCCCUUUGCCUUAACAUGUGUGUGUGAGUGUGGUUUGAGAAUGUUAGUGCCCAACAACAACACCCAUCCACUCUGAGUGUCAAUUCAUUGCCAUCACCAUCAGUUUUUUUCUCAACAUUUUGAAUUGUCCAAAAACACUAAAUAAAAAUCAACAUAUUAUUUGAGAUGGAUUUGUAUGAUAGAUACAUAGACGAACCACUCUCUCAUCAAAUGACCUUCAGUGACAUCUAGUGGUUGAAAAAAUAUGGUCUCAUUUGAAUGAAAUUCCUUCACAGAUUGAGUUCGCUAGACUGGUUUGGAGCAGAUGAUUGUUCAUCGUGAUGUAUUGUUUGGUGUAUUGAAAUGAUUUAAGAAUAUGUGUAGGUAUUUAUUGCAUGGUGUUAUCUGGAGAAUGGACAUGAAUAAUAGAUGGUGGAAUGGAUACGUCUGUCCCCUGUUAUAGACUCUUGCCUUAUUGGUAUUAUCAAUAACAGCAGGCCAUGGAUACGACUGUGGUGUUGGCACUUUAACAGGGCUUUGGAGCUUGUAAGACUGCUAUGAAUGGUUUUACACUAGAAUGACAGGGACUGUGCUGCAGUGGGUUUUCAGUAAAUGGAUGGCACAAGCUGAGUGGAAAGAGUUUGUUUGUGUGUGUACGUCUUUCAGUAAACUGAAUCUGAGUGUACAUUCUGUAUAGGAUUAUGUACCAGGUGUUCUGGUGUACAUGGGAAUGUAGGUAGCGUUGUUGAAGAAAAGAAUGAGGGAUGUUGUUGGUCAUAUUUAUUUAUGAAUUGGUCUCGAGUGACGGGUGUGAAAAACAACACUAUGUAGAAUCUAAAGCCAGUGAGAGCCCAAAAUAAGUUAUAAAAAAUAAAUACAAAAUGGUGUUAGAACUGUGGUUCCUAAUGGUUUUAACCAGAGCCCAUAGUUCAGUAAUGCACAAGGUUCCAGGGACCUAAUCCAAUCUCUGCAGACAGUUGAGACCAUAGGUGAUGGAUGGUGGUGGUGUACUAUUUUUGAGGUUUGUCUUUUGAUUGUUAAAAUAUUUGCUUUUAACAUGUUUCAUCUUGCCAAUUAAUGUCCACACAUCAACCAAAUAGACACAAUACAGCAGAUGCUGUUAUGCUUUUAAAAGUUCCUGAAUCUGAAUUUAUUUGCCGUAUAAAGGGAACACUCCAGCAAUUAAUAUAGCCAAUCCAAGAGUGUCACAGGUUUUGUUGAUGACUACACAGGAAUGAGCCAGCUUACACACACUGCCUAGGCUUUUACCUGCUCAAAGAUAGUUUAAAAAUAUUUACCCUCCACUGCCAUAUAGGCUCUGUUUGCAUUAUUAGCCAACAUACAUUUUCUCUCUUCUCUGACCCAAUGAGAAGUUGAUCAACCAUUUCAUUUCAUUGCUUUUACAUGUAGCGGUCUUUAAAAAAAAAUAUAUAUAUAUAUAUAUAUAUAUAUGUUUUAUUUUCAUUUUCAAUUACAUUGUUCAAUUAUGUAAUAUGUUUAAAAUAUUAAAACAUGCAUGAUGGGUUAGCAGGUGACAGGUUUUACCAGUAGUGUUACAUUUUUGUUACAAUAAGAAAAACGCAGGCUAAUGAUUGAGUUUGUCAAUUCAACUAUGAUUGCAAAAUGAUUAUCUAGUAAAAAAUUAUCUUAGGGUGCAAAGUUGCAUGUCAACUCUACAUUGUGCGCUUGGUUUUUGUUUGUCAAAUGCUGCUUUGUAAAUUCCAUAACUUUCUUUCUCUCUUUUGCGCUCCCUUUUUAUCUCUGAAAUCUGUCUAAAUGGCAUAAUAAAAAGUAAUGAAAUGAAACUGAUCGUAACAUACAUUUUGAAUGUUCAUUUGAAUUUAUUUCAGUGUUUAAGCGUUAUUUGCUGAUGUUAUCUUCUAUCAAACAAUGACUUAAUAAAUGAAGAGUGCUUGACAUUGUGGAAUUUGUCUGUAUUAAAUAGCAAUACUGCAAUACCAAGACUUCAUUUGUUCCUUGAAAAUGAAUUGCUGUCAAGUUGUUCUUGUAAUAAAAUAUGUUCCUCUGAUUUUGUGUA
Molecule: messenger RNA, 7096 nt
Organism: Coregonus clupeaformis (lake whitefish)
Lineage: Eukaryota; Metazoa; Chordata; Actinopteri; Salmoniformes; Salmonidae
Product: GAS2-like protein 2A
Exons: 5
Coding region: 581-3898 (1105 amino acids)
Biological process (GO): microtubule bundle formation; regulation of microtubule polymerization or depolymerization; protein localization to microtubule plus-end
Cellular component (GO): stress fiber; cytoplasm; actin filament
Molecular function (GO): cytoskeletal adaptor activity; actin filament binding; microtubule binding
Source: RefSeq, a predicted model, not a curated record